UCGAAAGAAGGCGUUUUGGAGGUGUGUCUCUUGUCACGGCUGCGCGAUUUCGUCUGAUAAAACUUGAUCAAAAUGACGGAAACUCUGAAAGAUAUUGGACCUUUGGUUGGUGCAGUUGACCAGGGAACAAGCAGUACAAGGUUUCUGGUCUUUUCCUGUAAAACAUCUGAACUGAUUGCUCAUCAUCAAAUUGAAUUACAACAAACCUUCCCAAAUGAAGGGUGGGUGGAAGAGGACCCUAAAGAGAUUCUCUCAACGGUCAAAGAAUGCAUCAAUGAGACGGUCAAGAAACUCAAAGGUCAAGGGGUGGAUCCAGCGGGCAUCAAAGCCGUAGGGAUCACCAAUCAGCGGGAGACUACCAUUGUCUGGGAUAGGACAUCGGGGGAGCCCUUGCAUCCUGCUGUCCUUUGGCUAGAUGCUAGAACAGCUACCACUGUAGAUCAGCUUGUAGCUAAGACACCUUCCAAGACCAAGGAGCAUUUGCAACCUCUUUGUGGACUACCUCUAUCAACAUACUUCAGUGCAGUCAAGGUCAGAUGGUUGCUUGACAAUGUUCCAGAAGUCAAGAAGGCCGUUGACGAUGGACGAUGUAUGUUUGGAACGGUGGAUUCCUGGCUAACAUGGAAUCUAACAGGAGGUGUAAAGGGAGGACUUCACAUAACAGAUGUCACCAACGCAAGUCGUACCAUGCUUAUGAAUGUAACAAAGUUACAGUGGGAUGAUGAGCUUUGCAAAUUCUUUGAUGUACCUAAGAGUAUUCUUCCUGAGAUUCGUAGCUCUGCUGAGAUCUAUGGUGAACUGGUUGAUACAGCCCUCAAGGGAGUCCCCAUCGGAGGGAUUCUUGGAGAUCAGCAUGCAGCAUUAGUGGGACAGUCCUGUUUCAAGAAAGGCAUGGCUAAAAACACCUAUGGAACUGGUUGUUUCUUGAUCUAUAACACUGGUGAGGAACGAGUGUUCUCCAAGCACGGCCUAUUAACAACUCUAGGAUAUAAACUUGGAAAAGAUGCUCCAACUAUCUAUGCACUUGAGGGCUCUGUAGCAGUAACAGGUGCUGCAGUGAGGUGGUUACGAGAUAACUUGGGCAUCAUCAAAACAGCUCCAGAAGUUGAGACGCUGGCUAAAGAAGUUGAUAACAACGGUGGUGUAUAUUUUGUACCUGCUUUCUCCGGUCUCUAUGCUCCUUACUGGGAGGCCGAUGCAAGAGGGACUAUCUGUGGUCUAACUCAGUUCAGUACCAAGGCCCACAUAGCCAGAGCUGUCCUUGAAGCAGUAUGUUAUCAAACCAGAGAGUUAUUAGAUGCAAUGGACCAAGAUUCUGGUAUUCCUCUUGAGAAGCUUAGGGUUGAUGGUGGAAUGACUCAAAACAAUCUUCUUAUGCAGCUACAAGCAGAUACACUCAAUAUUCCUGUCGUACGACCUUCAAUGCCAGAGACCACAGCUCUUGGUGUUGCAAUGGCUGCCGGUCACGCUGUAGGUGUUUGGAAGAUAGAAGACGCCUCGGCUGGUAACACCGAUACAUUUACACCGGUCGUUGCAGAAGAUGUCCGUGAGUCACACUAUGCCAAGUGGAAGCUUGCCGUCCAGAAAUCAAUGAACUGGGAGGGGCAUAGUUACACCCCUGCAACCAAAGGUUCAACAUGUUGCCUGCCCUCUAUCAUCAACAUCCAGACAGUCACCACCAUUGUGACAUCAUCAGCCGCUAUACUCUUUCUUGCAUACUGCAUAAAGAAAUCUCUUUAACUCAUUUUCAUCUGUGUCAAUGUUGCUCUAAAUCAUGCCAUGUUUAAUCUUAACUUUCCUUGCCUCUAUUCGACUUACAUGUAUGAAUGUUUUGUAUAAUGGGUGUUUAUUUCAGUGAAAUUUUUUUCAAUAACACAUAUGCCUGAAUUCAGAAAGGUGAGUUUGAAUCCAUGGUCAGUUUAAACCUUAUUUUGAUUCAUUUAAUUCAGUGCAAUAGUUGAGAAAGCACUUUAGUGAAAGUGUGCUUUUUCACAAUAUGCUUAAACAAUGUUAGCAAUUUAGGGUGCAGGAUUAAUGAGCCAACUGUUUUGAAAUAAUGAGUCCACUGUCUAUCUUAACCAUUGUGGCUCAUUAAUAUAGUAACCUUAGUAACUAAUAGACCAGUGGUAGUUCUAGCCAGGUUGAACACAAUACCAUUUCAGGGUCAUAUUGUUUAUGCACAAUAGCCUCUAAAAUCUAUUGUGUCUAAUCCGGCUAGAUCUUUGCCUGUGACAGACAUCAAUUCAGCUCCGUGUGGCAAAAGGGUGCAUUCAUUAUUGGACCCUAUCCAGCAUACACAUUGAAUUACUUGAAAUCACUUUUACAAGCCAUGGUUUCAAACUAUGGAGUAAAAAAUGCCUUUGUGAAUUCAGGCCAAAAUGACUUAGGGCCUUUUCACAUGUAAAUCUUGAAUCAUCAUUGUAAUAAUGAUUGCGAUUGUAUUCUUGGCUGUGAUUAGCAUUCGUGAUGCUAAUCAUGUUCUAGUUUGGUUUCAUACGUGCUAAAUGUUCGUCCAGGGCCUUAUUUUUCACUGGAAUCAUCAUUCAAAUUACGAUUUUGGAUAGCCCACUUUUAGUUAAAAUCUGGCUUCAUUUGUUUCAGCUGCUUGCAUGUGUCACAAAACAAACAAAACCCAUAACACCAAUUCAAAAUAGAUUUUUUUUCUCGAAAUUGUCACUGAAGUGUUUCUCUUUUAUUUUCAAAUUCUAUCUUAAUAAACUUUAUGUUGGAAUGAUCUUUCCUUUAACAAGAUCUCAGCUCUAAGAUACACAAUUUAAGAAAUUUGAUAGACAAUGUGAAAUAUACACCUGUAUUGAGAUAUAUAUGAUUGAAAUAUAUAUGAUAGGGGUUUUUUGUGUUUUAAAUUUGAUGUGUGAUUUCUACCAUGUAGACUUGUUUGGUGCUAAAUCGAAAAAUAUAAUACAUGUAUUCUUGAAUAGUCAUGAAGUGUGAUUAUUGUAUUCUAGAGAUUGAAACAUGAAAUGUGUCAUAUUUGAAUAUGAAUGUUAUUUUCGAUUGGUAUUUACAUGUAGUUCAAUACGAUUGGCAGUGUUAGCAUCUCAGAAAAUCUGUGAAUAUAAUGAAUUCAAUUUUUGUUCCUCAUUUUACAUGAAAUGUGCGGUAAAUAGAAAAAUAGAGAUAUUGCCUAUUCACAUGAGACAUACAUGUAAUUACAAUAACAGAUUUUGUAAUAUAUUAAUUAGUAAAUAACUGGAUGAUUUCAAACUUUUCAGAUUAUUGAUCAAAUGUAUAUCUCAAAGGAUUGGUACAUUGUGCCUUUACAUUUAUUACACUUGGCAAGAGUACAUUAUGGCAAUACAUUUUUUCAACUUUUUAACAAUUUGUGAAUGGUCAUUAUUCAAAGCAUACAUGAUACUCUGGUGCUUUUAUUUUUGAAAGGUACCAUUAGUCAAUAGAUUUAUAAUUUUCAUCAUCUAGAAAUCUUAAGACAAUAAAUUUUCUCCUUUUAAUAUUCUCAUUAUUGCUCAAGCAAUCACAUUAUCUUAAUACAAUCAAUCGCGUGAGAUUAUUUCAUACUGGCCUGCCACAACUUCAGCUAUCUUUCGACCACGGAUUCAUCUAAGUUUAAGUAUGGAUAACUAAAUCCGUUGAUUUUUUAAAUCUUGAUACACAAUCCGCAUUGAAUCACAUUGAUCACAUUGAUCACAAUCCGCAUUGAUACACAAUCCGCAUUCAGGGCCCCAUGGAAGACCACUACUUAUUGGUGAAUGGGCUACCCUGUCAAAAUAUCAGAAAUAAAUAAAUAAAAUAAAUAAAAUUGUUCCCGAGUUAUUAUUAAAACCUGCUGGAAAUGAGAAUUAUGAUUAUAGAUAUCCAUUGGCUUAUGUAAAAAAGGAUGUACAAUUUUAAUAACUUUACUAUUAUUUCUGUCAUGGAACCAUGGUGACACAACAUAUGCUCCUGCGACAUUUGCUCCGGUCUUAAUAUCUCAGAGGUUGUACUGUUAGAGUUAGAAUUGCAUAUUGUUUUUGGUUCAGAAUAAUGUAAUGAUUAGGAGUAGGGUCUAUUACUCUAGGAGGUUAGGUUUAUGUAUUGCUUAACGUGCAGAUUUUUCAUCGGAGCAAUUGUCGCCAGAGCAAAUGUCAUGGAACCGGAUAUACCAUGGUAGUUAUCACAAUAAUAAUAAUAAUAAUAGUCCUUGUAUAGCUCAUAACACUUUAUGAAUAACGUCUCAAUGCACUUCCAAAGGACUUGGAUAUUAUUACCCUGGCUGUAGCUCAAGCAGCCUUUACGCGCUCGGCAUUUCAAGGAAUAAAUUCCUGCCAGGUACCCAUUCACCUCAACUGGGUUGAGAGUGCAGCACAUUGUGGAUUAAUUUCUUGCUGAAGGAAACUAUGCCAUCCAUGGCUGGGAUUUGAACCCACGACCCUCUGUUUCAAAGUCCGGAGACUAAUCCACUGGGCCACAACGCUCCACACAAUGGCAAUGUUACUAAGAUCGUAUUCCUUUAAGAAACAGGUCCCGAACAGUCAUUCAUGUAACAGAACACAAUAAGCAAAGUUUUGACAUCUGAUUAUUAAAUUUCCACCAUUGUUGAAUUAUAACUGGAGUUCAUAUUGAUGGCCUAUGUGUGUAUUAAUAAUCAUAAGGCUCUUUCAGUGAUAAGUGUGUGUUUGAUGUGAAUAUAGUUCUUCAGAAGAAUCAGCGAUAUAUAUAUAUUACAUCAUAUUACUGCUUAUUUGUAAUGUACAGAUGAUAUUGUCAUGACGCACAAAUAUGUAAAGUCUCUUGAAGUGGAUGUGUUUCAUUAAAGACACAUUUAACCUUAGGUUUUACUUCAUUUUCUUCUAUUGAAAUUUAGUAAUAAUAAUUGGGAAUCUAUAUUGUGCCAUCUAUUUAUAAAUAAUCAAUUCAGAGGUGCUUAAUUCAAUGUAUUGAUCACCAAAUGGUAUUCACAAAAUAUACAAAUCACCUCGUAAUUACUUUUGAAAUAUGAGAAAUAACAUUCUUAUUAUGCAUCAAAUGUGUUAUGCAGUUUUACUCUAUUGUCUUUAAAAUUAUCAGAUAUUGGAACCCUUUUUUUACAAUUUCACUAGUAUUGGGGUUUGUUUUUUAACAGAAAAAAGUGUACAAUGCAGUUCAAGCCAUUUUAGUCUUUGAAUGUCAUUAGUAUGGUUGCUUUGUCAGUAGUCAUGAAUGUUCCCUCAAAAUGUAUUUGUUGGCAAAAAUAUUUAUAAUUCAUAUGGUAUAUAUUUCAUGUAGGAACCAUUACCCCCCUCUAGUAUUAUGGAUUAUGCUUUUCAAAAAGAAGUGUAAGAAAAAUAUUUGUCCAACCUUCUUAAUAGAUUGUGUUCCUUUGGAGAUAUGAAAAUGAAUGAGAUUGUGGCCUCUGUGUACUCAAACGAUUGUGAAAUAAAAUCUAAAGAACAAUUGGAAUAUAAAUUCCUUUAUUUGAUAAGCAAAAUGUUGUGCAUGUACACUCAUGAUACAUGACGUCAUAAUUGUGUUCUUCAAUUGCAUUUUACACUCAUUUGAAAAAGCAAUACUAGAUACAUGAAGUGUCUUCCUCUAUUCAGUGGCAGAUAGAUUUGAAAUUGGACCAAACAGGGUUUUAGUUUAUAUUUACAGAUGAUCAAUAUUAUGUAGGAAUAGUUUGUGAUGGUUCAUCUUGUCAUAUUCCUUACAUUGUAGGUAAUUUCAUAUUCAGUGUAAGUGCUGGUGUUGAGUGUUAUUGUUGGUGUUGGAAGCACAAUUUAGAUUGCCUUCUAGACCUCUAACACCUAAUCCAGUGUGGUGUUUGUGUUGGUGUUAGAAGCAAGAUUUAGAUCACCUUCCAAAACUUCAACACCUUAUCAAGAUGGUGUUCGUGUUGGUGUUAGAAGCACAAUUCAGAUUGAAUUCAAGAGCUCCAACUUCUUAUCAAGUUUGGUGGUGUUAGAACAAUUCAGAUUGCCUUCCAAAAUUCCAACACCUAAUCAGAAUUCAUAAAAAAAUUAAAUAAUUACACUAUUGAUAGCUCUACACCAAAUGAGACUUGUCCAAAGAGGCCGAGACCAGGCUUAUUUUUAUCUUGGUACUGUGCUGGUGUAAAAAUCAAACCAACACAAACACUGAACUUGAAAUCACCCAGCUGGGUUGAAUUAAUUUCUGAUGCAUAGCCCUGAAAAUCAUACAAAUUAUAACACAAAUAUGUUUCUGCCUCUACAAAAUCAUUCAGAUAGACAUAUUCCAACAGUUCAACUUAUUCAAUGGAAUACUAGUGAGAAAUUUAUUGGUGUACAGAUCAAAUUGUGGUGGUGUUUGAUCUAGUGUUGACAAUGACAUGUAUUUAGUAAUGUUGUGAAAACUUGUAUGCUAUAGCAUGUUUUUUUUUUUUGGGGGGGGUGGGGAGGGAAUGAGAUAUGGAUGCUGUGAAGCAUCUAUGUAGAAAUGUAGGAAUAGAUAAAUGUUUAUAGACAAUACAUCUAUAGUAUAUAAAAUAAAGAAGGAAACUGUUUCUGAGG
This is a messenger RNA of Lytechinus pictus (painted urchin), 6464 nucleotides long. Its product is annotated as glycerol kinase-like. Lineage: Eukaryota; Metazoa; Echinodermata; Echinoidea; Temnopleuroida; Toxopneustidae. Gene Ontology annotation, molecular function: glycerol kinase activity. The transcript has 16 exons. Bases 73 to 1740 code for a protein of 555 amino acids. Gene Ontology annotation, biological process: glycerol metabolic process; glycerol-3-phosphate biosynthetic process; triglyceride metabolic process. The record is from RefSeq and is a predicted model, not a curated record. Gene Ontology annotation, cellular component: mitochondrion.